AUGUACGUCAUUGUAACAUGGCAAACCACUUUUGUAGCAAGCGCCGAAAAAGAGAAACCACAGCGCCAGCUGUCUUUGGGCAUCAUUGGCAUGGGAGAUAUGGGUCGUCUUUAUACCACGAGGCCGCGUGCUGCAGGAUGGGCUCAUGUGAACGUGUGUGAUCGGCCGGAAAAGUAUGAGUCGCUCCGGGAUGAAUUUCAGGGCACAGAACUGACGGUUUUACGCGAUGGACACCUUGUAUCGCUUCAAUGUGACUUUGUUGUGUACUCCUUGGAAGCAGGGAAUAUCCAAAAGGUCGUGGCCGAGUACGGGUCAUCGACUAAAGUUGGUGCUGUGGUAUCUGAACAGACUAGUGUAAAGGCGCCAGAGCGAGAUGCAUUCGAGAAGUAUCUACCUCAGGACGUGCACAUUAUUUCGUGUCAUUCCCUGCAUGGCCCGCAUGUUGAUCCACGCGGGCAGCCACUCAUCCUGAUUCAGCACCGCGCACCCGCUGACAAGCCACAUCUGGUCGAGCGCAUCUUGGCAUGCCUCGAGUCCCGCUAUGUGUAUAUGAGCUAUGAGGAGCAUGACACGGUGACAGCGAACACACAGGCAGUCACACAUGCAGCAUUCCUGACAAUGGGCACUGCCUGGGCGCAGCUCCAAGCAUAUCCAUGGGUGACAGGCAAGAAUCCAGGCGGCAUGGAAACAGUGAAAAUUUACUUGUGUCUGCGCAUCUAUGGCGCAAAAUGGCAUGUAUUCGCGGGCCUCGCAUUACUGAAUCCAGAGGCGAGCGUGCAAGUGACGCAAUACGCAGCGAGUGCAACAGCUUUAUUCCAGCUUAUGCUCGAGGGCAAAUAUGAUGCGCUCGUGCAGCGCGUACUGAGCGCCCGGCGCAGUGUAUUUGGCUGGCAAGACACGGAAGUGGGCACGAACCUGCCUGGUCGUUCGCGGAUUCUUGUAAGCGAUGAGAUGUUGGACGAGUUUUAUGUGAUUGCAGAGCGGGUCAACAAAGGCGAGAAGAGCGCUGCGGAGGCUGAGCGGACUGUGCGUGAAGAAGCGCCACCGGCAAAUUCGCAUCUGUCGCUUCUUGCGAUCGUCGACUGUUGGCAUGUCCUUGGCAUCGAUCCAUACCGGCAUUUGGAGCUUGCUGCAACACCUGUAUUCCGCAUGUGGAUCGGUGUGACUCAGAACUUGUUCCGCUCGCCAGACAGCGUCUUGGCAGCAUGCCGAGCAGCCGUCGACGACGUUCGGUUCCGCGCGGACGACCUGGAGUUCGUUAUUGCCGCUCGCGGGUGGGCACAGGCUGUGCAGUUCGGAGACUUUGACGCGUAUCGCCGGCGCUUUGAAAUGACACGUGCAUUCUUCGCGCCGCGACUCACGGAAGCCAACAAGGUCGGGGCUGAGAUGCUUAGAGUCUUGUCGACGCAGUCCUAA
This is a messenger RNA of Malassezia globosa CBS 7966, 1416 nucleotides long. RefSeq lists its product as uncharacterized. The record is from RefSeq and is a predicted model, not a curated record. Gene Ontology annotation, biological process: L-tyrosine biosynthetic process. Gene Ontology annotation, molecular function: prephenate dehydrogenase (NAD+) activity; prephenate dehydrogenase (NADP+) activity; NAD+ binding. The coding region runs from base 1 to 1416 and encodes 471 amino acids. NCBI's taxonomy places the organism in Eukaryota, Fungi, Basidiomycota, Malasseziomycetes, Malasseziales, Malasseziaceae. The transcript has a single exon.